AAAAAACACUUUGAAACAAUUUAACAAUCGGUCGAUUUGGUAUUUUGCUUGUUAAUUCCAUCGAUCCAUCAAUUUAAUUAAUUAAGACUAAUCAGUAUCCAAAAUGAUUAAAAUGAAAUUUUUUUGUAUUUCAAUAUCUUUGGCGUUAGUAAAUAAUUUGGUAGCUGUAUUGGAUCGAGAUUAUCGCAUGGACGUUGAGAAAGCAAACGCAGAAAUCGAGAUAGCAAGAAAUCAAGGUGUUUUGCCGGACCUAAUUCAAACCAUUGUUCGUGGAAAUUAUACGAUGAAGCAAAUAAUGUUGAUGUUGGCAAAACCGGAAAGAGAUAUUAAUAGCGAUGGUAUUACGUUGUAUGACGACGCAAUUGCUAAUAUACAAACCCAGAGAGACUUGCGAACAGAAAUAUUGAGAAAACUACCUUUUUACAGGUUUCCUGUGACACCAAGAAAAUAUGACACUAUGAGUAUGACAGAUAUGGGCAAUGAAAGAAGAAAAUAUUGUAGUGAAGCCGUAAAAGAAUUAAUGGGUUUUGUAAUAAGUGGAAGCAGUCCACCAGGGUUCAGAGUGGAUAUUACAGUUUUCAUCCACUUGUGUCGUUUAAUUGCGGUGCACAGAGCUAUUAGAAAUCCGGAUUUAUUCAGAGAGAUGGUUGAUGCUAAAAUCGAAGAUGAAAAUUGUGUGAUAACAUAUGCAAAUACGAGAGAUAUCAAAUACCGAUACUUUGGCAACCGUCUUUAUGAAAUUUACGGUUCUGGUAAUCCAAAACAGACACUUUCUUUUCAAGUGACUCAAUGGGACCAGUAAAUUAUUUAAUAGUACUAUUGUUAAUACAUACUAUACGUACAUAGUAUUAUAACGUAUAUGAACAAUGAUUGCAUAUCUUCUGAUGUAAAAAUUGUCAUUACAUAUAAUGUAUUUAAAAAUAAACAAAUAUUAAUCGAGAUUAUAAAAACGUUUG
Molecule: messenger RNA, 956 nt
Organism: Adelges cooleyi (spruce gall adelgid)
Lineage: Eukaryota; Metazoa; Arthropoda; Insecta; Hemiptera; Adelgidae
Exons: 11
Coding region: 104-802 (232 amino acids)
Source: RefSeq, a predicted model, not a curated record